Messenger RNA from Melozone crissalis (California towhee), 479 nucleotides. It is a transcript of the gene CUNH19orf25, whose product is annotated as chromosome unknown C19orf25 homolog. The coding region runs from base 22 to 354 and encodes 110 amino acids. NCBI's taxonomy places the organism in Eukaryota, Metazoa, Chordata, Aves, Passeriformes, Passerellidae. The transcript is spliced from 2 exons. The record is from RefSeq and is a predicted model, not a curated record.
CCCACAUGAGCCUCCCCCGGGAUGAGCUCCAAGGCCAAGCGGGUGCUGCCCACCCGCCCUGAGCCCCCCAGCGCCGAGCAGAUCCUGGCGGACGUGCAGGGCACGCUGCCCUCCGACCCCGUGUUCGUCCUGCCCGCCGAGCCCCCCCUGGACCCCCCGGGCCCCGCUCCAGGCUGCCCCGAGCCCGCGGCCGAGGAGCGGGAGCGGCUGUACCGGCAGAUCCGCUCCUACGUGGGGAUGAACCAGCGGCUGCAGCAGUCCCGGGAGCAGCUGCAGGAGCGGCGCCGGGAGCUGCAGAGGGUCGGGGAGGCGCUGGAGCGCGGCAUCGCUGAGAUGAGGCAGAAAGCGUUCUGAGGGACCGUGCUGGGCACCUCCACGCUGUGAUUUCACCUUCCCAACGCCGUUUGCAUCGCGAAAAUCCGGAUUUGGCAGCACAGCCCCGGCUGUGCCACCCCAGUGACCUUUUCCCAGGGAACAGC